AUGACUUCCGAUUUUUUGGUUGGUCUUUCCCGCGAUCUUGCUCAACUUCUUCAAGAUGGUGAUGAUUAUAAUGUUAUCAUUAAAGCAGGAGAGGGGAAUAAUGUAAAAUCAUUUAAAACACAUUCGGCUAUUUUACGCGCUCGAUGUCCAUAUUUUCGGGCUGCUUUAUCUAGUAACUGGGUUCGUAAAGAAGGUGAUUAUACAAUAUUUAAAAAACCCAAUAUAUCACCAUCAGUAUUUGACGUAAUCCUAAAAUAUAUUUAUACGGGAACGAUUUUGGUUAAUCCUAACGAUCCAUAUGUCGAUAUUCUUGAAUUGUUGGUAGCUGCGGAUGAAUUGAUGUUGUUUUCUUUUAAAGGUCAUUCAUUGAUUCUUACUAGAACAAAAAACACAGAUUUGUUGGGCUUUGUAGGUGCAGAAUACAUCGAGUAUCUUAAUGAAAAUUUUUUGCAUCAAUGGUGUUCAAAUAGUAUUUCAUCAUUUGAAUAUUAG
Molecule: messenger RNA, 492 nt
Organism: Funneliformis geosporum
Lineage: Eukaryota; Fungi; Glomeromycota; Glomeromycetes; Glomerales; Glomeraceae
Source: the annotation of a GenBank genome assembly